Dreissena polymorpha is the source of this 420-nucleotide messenger RNA. RefSeq lists its product as uncharacterized. The record is from RefSeq and is a predicted model, not a curated record. NCBI's taxonomy places the organism in Eukaryota, Metazoa, Mollusca, Bivalvia, Myida, Dreissenidae. The transcript is spliced from 4 exons. Bases 49 to 420 code for a protein of 123 amino acids.
UGGACUAAUGGAGGAUUCAACAACACAAGCGACUAUUACAAGUCUUGCAUGAGUGACUGGGAUUGUUCAGGCACAUUCAAGUGCAUCGGUUCAUACUGCACGUGUCCAUCUAAGGCACCGUACAACGGUGUUGAAUGCCGGAACGAUAGUGAUUCGGGUAUAUCAUGUUUUUCGAAUGCUGACUGCGGUUUCCUCAACGGAACAGUCUGCAUUGGUACCGCUAACCGCUCUACAUGCGCAUGCCGGGACCCUUCGCAGAAGAUGAACACAUCGACUUUUGCAUGUGUGGAUAGAGGACUGUACGACCCUUGUGACAACGACGAUGACUGCAUGAUGACCCACACAUGUGAAGUCAUGUACAUGUACGGCGGCUUAAGGCUUUGUAUGGACGAAUCAUAUAGCAAUACCACCGGUAAUUAG